AUGGCGUAUGACCUUGCGUAUCCCUUGGAGCAUGGUACGACGACCAGCGGCCUCGCCCGGGUCGAUGAACUCCACAUGGAUGCUAGCACCGGACGGAUCCAGAUCGGGAUGUUCGAGGAUCUGACAAAUGACUUCUCGGGCUCGGAGUGCGAGACACAAGUCGUCGAACUGCGACUUCACUUCAAGUUCACUCAACAAGUACCAGACCAGACGGUCUCCGUCUUCGCAGCGACUUACACCCUGACAACCCUAUGUUGCGUCCUAGGGCCGCUGUCAACGAUCUCUACAAACGCCUGGGUCAGACUCUUGGCCCUAUGGACUCUGUUAACCACCUACUGGAUUUCGCUGUGCUGGAUUCCAAGAUUCGACGAUUCUGUGCCGAGCUCACGAAGGACAGCACAAAGUUUAGCCAAACUCUAUAGCCAGAAGGUCGGAUUCUCCGUGAUAAAUGCAUCAAAACAGGAAGUGCCUAUCGCUCGGGAAUACUUCUGCAAGCUUCCAGCGGAAUCCCAGGCCAUACCCAACAGUCUUAUCCAGGAGAUCCUAGACAGCUUUGUCAAAAAUCCCUACGAAAACGGCGAAUCGCAGAAGGGAGUCGAGGUCGGAGUCUUCAUCAUUCGGAAGUCUCUGAAGGAUUGGGGCGGCCAAGCAGUCGGAUUUAAGAACAUCCGUAGGAUGGAGCCGCUCGACGGCUUUCACUACCGCCUCACUGUCGAGACUACGUGGCCUGAUCGCGACCGACAGGCUCCGCUUUCCUCGAAUCCGACCCCGGCAAUACCAUCCUUUGAUCUAGAUUGGCAGCUUCCUGCGGCGACUGGAGUUAAGCGCAACGCGUUGGAGGCUAAAGAUAUCAUAACGGCCGAAAUCCGCACACAAGACAUAAGGGACUAG
Messenger RNA from Mytilinidion resinicola, 891 nucleotides. RefSeq lists its product as uncharacterized. Lineage: Eukaryota; Fungi; Ascomycota; Dothideomycetes; Mytilinidiales; Mytilinidiaceae. The transcript is spliced from 5 exons. Bases 1 to 891 code for a protein of 296 amino acids. The record is from RefSeq and is a predicted model, not a curated record.